UUUAACCCCGGAUCUAUAUUGGUCUGGAGUUGACGUUAGGUACCGCGCUUCGUUACUUAAGUAGUGCUCCCAAGUCGUUGAAGAAAUGGUCAGGGCAACAUCGAAGUACCGGUGUGUGCCUACACCUCCCUCGACCAAGGAGCAACUGCAAGGCAUCUAUAUGCAGCACGUAUCGUAUCUCAAAUCUCACAUGCAUCCUUGGCUUGCACUGCCUGAAGAUGAGUAAGAUCUGGUCAUGUGACAGAUUACUUUUGGAAGCGGGGCCAAGUUCUACCUCACGUUGGGUUGCAGCCUGACAAUAAACAAAUUGUCUUCACCAUACCUUGAAGGAACAUGAUUGUUUAGGCUAUUGCUUCAUGACACAUUCGCCGAUGGAAUGCACACCUAGUUGUGACACACAUAUGUCCAUGGAAACGACGUUUCUUUGCUCUGUUUGCAAGCAGGCAGCGUUAGGAGACUGCUUCAUCUGCUCAAAGUUGUGGAACUUAAGUGAGUUUCACAGGAAAGGAUGGGAGUUGUCAGACUCCCAAUCAUGGCGGCCAUUGUCGUUCAGGGUCGACAAGGAAUAUUAUGAGGGUAAACUCCACCAGAUCAGAGUGAUGGUCCUGUAUCGAGACCCCACGCGAAUCCACGGCGAAAGCAUUACAGACUUACGAUUCAGGUUGAUUCCUUCAUCUGAGAGCGAGUACUUGGAGCUUUUCUCGUUCGACAAGAUUGACGAAAGCACUGGCUCCCCAGAAACUCUCGAUUUAGCUCAUUCUUGGUUUCAAGCGUGUUUACAUGGCCAUGAUCAAUGCAAGCGCCUACCUACCUCGGCCAUCAACUGGCUGCCAACUCGCCUUGUCGACAUAGGUUCCAAGGGAGAGACAAGCUGGAGACUUGUUGUCACCUCAGAAGAUCCAGAAAUAAAGCACUGUCAACCGCUCCCUCAGUAUAUAACCUUGAGCUACCGCUGGGGCACCGAACCUCAAAAGGUGCUUUUGUCAUUGCACAACCUGGAAUCACUGGGUCGCGGAAGUCUCAUUGUGCAACUACCACAGACAUUUCAGGACUUAAUUGUAGUCGCACAUCAUCUCGGUAUUCGAUAUGUCUGGAUAGACUGUCUAUGCAUAAUUCAAAACUCCCGGAGUGACUGGGAAAAGGAAGCGCUCACGAUGAGAGAUGUAUACACUAAUGCAGCUUGUAACGUUGCAGCAUCUGCUUCGAGUAGCCCUGCUGGUGGACUAUUCCGAUCUCGUGCCACAAAGGACAUUCGGCCGGGCAUUAUAACGUCAAACAUCAGUUCCCAAGAACCCAGGGAGUUUUACAUGUUUGAUAAAGGAUAUUGGGACCGCCACCUUCUGCAAGGUACUCUGCACACCAGAGGAUGGGUGUUGUUGUUGUUGUUGUUGUUGUUGUUGUUGUUGUUGUAUUUAACGCCGUGGCGGCCGGGCUAGAGCCCUUACCGCAGACCUCCCGAAGGGUAUAUGGCGUGGAGGGCCGUGAG
Molecule: messenger RNA, 1486 nt
Organism: Colletotrichum acutatum
Lineage: Eukaryota; Fungi; Ascomycota; Sordariomycetes; Glomerellales; Glomerellaceae
Product: heterokaryon incompatibility protein-domain-containing protein
Exons: 3
Coding region: 357-1436 (359 amino acids)
Source: RefSeq, a predicted model, not a curated record